CGCCAAGCAUUAGUGGCUUUGAAAACUAGAAGAACCGCGUCCAAAACAAACGUGCUAGCUUCAAAGACUAUUUAAAAAUUGGUAACCAACUACUUGAAAUAGCACAUUGAUUUUAAUCAAAUCAAGCGACUUACAAGUUUUAGCGUGCGAUCUUUAAUUAACUCAGCUUUUUUUAGUAACUUGCACCACAAAGUAUUACAGCAUCAGAAACACCAGAACUAUAAAGUUUCUACCAACUCAUGGAUAAUAACGACGAAAACAACAUAGCACUGGAGCCCCAGUCAGAAGCGCCAGCACAAAACAACUCUGAGGAGCAGGUAAGUGUUGAAACUCCUGUGGAUGAAACACCAAAUCCAGCUCUAGACAUAGAUAACAGCCCGGAUCCCGAUCUACCGGUAGAGCCAGCAGAACCUGGCAACAACGAAGAAGAUACUGCACAAGUUGAGGCGACCGAAUACGAACAGGAGCCAAGUCCUCCCGAGAAGAUCACAGCAGUUGUCGCUCACGCGGAAUCAACGCCGCCACCAGACUACAAUGAACCGAAUGUAGAACGAAGCUCCAAAGGCAUCUCAAUUUCAGAAGCUCCAAAGGCAGCUCAAAAACCAACUGAAGCUCCAAAGGCAUCUAAAAAGCCAAAAAAGGCACACGAAGAGUCAAAACCAAAGGAGCCACACUCGGAUCCUCCAAGUUUUGGAUACACUAACAAAGGAUACGCGGAUGAUAACCAAGCUGGGUCGAGCUCCGGUUCGAAAAGUGAGGAAGGUCCUUCAUCUUCGUCGUCGUAUCCGCAGAAGCUUCUAGACAAGACUAAGAAUGUGUUCAAGAGCAAGGAUGAAGAACCGACAGGAGGAAAGACCAUAGUCGACAUGUCGGAGGCUGCCGAGGCUCGAGAGCCUCGAGAGCAAUAUGACAAUUUAUUCCAGUACCUUUUGGCUUGCAUUGGAUUUGCUGUCGGCUUGGGAAACGUAUGGCGAUUCCCCAAAGUUGCCCUUGAAAAUGGAGGUGGAGCCUUCAUCAUCCCUUGGAUUAUCGUCAUCAUAAUCCAGGGAAUCCCUCUGAUGAUGGUGGAACUGGUGGUUGGUCAGAGGUUUCGAGGUGGUCCCAUGCACAGUUACGGACGCAUGAACAAGUUCUGCUGGGGAAUAGGACUGUCUAUGGGUUUGGGCUCUCUCUACGUCUCACUAUUCUACAACUCGAUUCUCUCGUACGCCUUCAUGUACUUUUUCAACUCAUUCUCUAAAGACCUGCCUUGGCUGUCCUGUCCCACGAACAAUUCUGAUUGUACAAGCAACCCAGCUCAGUUCUACUUUGAAAAUUCAAUCGUCAACUCAGCACCAGAUCUUGAGACCGGCAGCGGAGUUGUCUGGCCUCUUUACUUCGCUACUGUCGUCGCAUGGUUUGUCGUAUUUCUCGCCAUGUUGGUCGGAGUCCAAUCUGUCGGCAAGGUCAUCUACUUCACCGCUUUGUAUCCCUACCUCAUGUUGACUAUCCUAUUCUUCAUUGGUGUAACAUCUGACGGUGCCGAGCAUGGCCUCGAGUACCUGUUUGAGCCUGACUGGAGUAAACUCGGGGACUUCACUGUUUGGCAGGCCGCUAGUGAACAGGUCUUUUUCUCGGCUUCACUCGGCUUUGGAGGUCUGAUUGCGAUGGCAUCCUACAUGCCCGUGAAGAACAACACCUUCCGCGAUUCGAUUGUGAUCAUUGUGGUCAACAGCUUGACGUCUCUCUACGCAGCACUCGGCAUCUUCUCAAUCAAGGGUCACAUGGCUAAGGACGAGUGGACCAAAUGUCAUAGCAACGAAACACCCAAUUGCGACCCUAGUCUUACCAUCCGCGAUUACGUGAAACAAGACGAUGCCUCUGCUGGCCUAGUAUUCAUCGCCAUGGCCAAAGCUCUUGAUCUGAUCGACAACACUGAAUACGGAGCCUCUGUUCUGUCUAUGAUGUUUUACCUCAUGAUCAUUACUCUUGGCUUGGACUCUGCUUUCGGAUCCCUAGAAGGAUACCUGUCGAUUCUUAAAGACUUAGGUGUAACCAAGAAAUUCGGCUACAAAUUGACUUUGUUUGCUUGCUGUUUCGCAUCAGGACUGUUCGCAAUGCUCUUCUCUUCCGUUCACGGCUCCUUCUUUAUUGAUAUUUUUGACAAAUACGGCAGUGUGUUGGUGUUGGUAUUCAUGGGUCUAUUCGAAUUCAUUGCCGCCGGUUGGAUCUACGGUUUCAACAACUUUGCUCGAGACUUCAAACUCCUAACCGACAUGAAACUCCCUUGGCCUUUCAUGAUCCUUAUCAAGUUCAUUGGACCCUUGUCCAUUCUAAUAACACUCAUCGGCCAAUUUGUACUGGAGAUUAAGGAUGACAAGUUCCUCACAUACCUCGAUGACAAUACCCCAUAUCCUUGGUGGGCGCAAAUUAUUGCCUUGCUGCUUUUCUUCAGUGCCGUCAUUUGGUUCCCACUAGGAAUCCUGAUCACUUGCUAUAUCAACCGAGUGCGAAAGACAUUUGGGUGGGGCGAAGUCGAUUUCGACUAUGAGGAGCUGAUAAAAGAUAUCAAACCAAGCAAGAAUCCACGCUGGCAGCAGAUCAUCUUUUCCCUCGACGAAUACGACUACCCGGAAAACUUGGAGCUGCUAUCAGACAACCCAAAACUCGUACGACGCUUCCCGAACAAUGCAGCAGCUCUCGAUAUUAAUACUGACACCAAAUUUUAAUUGUAAAUAUGCAUUGGCAAAAAUACAGCUACCAAAAAGGACAUGAAUGACUCAGACGCUCACCUAAAUUUUAUGACUACACUCGUUGUCUAUUAACUCUAGUAAAAAAAUUUCCAUUAUGAAUAGAAAGUAACUUUCUCCGA
Symsagittifera roscoffensis is the source of this 2851-nucleotide messenger RNA. Its product is annotated as sodium-dependent neutral amino acid transporter B(0)AT3-like. The transcript is spliced from 3 exons. Lineage: Eukaryota; Metazoa; Xenacoelomorpha; Acoela; Convolutidae. Gene Ontology annotation, biological process: sodium ion transmembrane transport. The record is from RefSeq and is a predicted model, not a curated record. Bases 240 to 2708 code for a protein of 822 amino acids. Gene Ontology annotation, cellular component: plasma membrane.